AUGAUUGAAUUACAUAAGCCAGUAAUGCUAAAUGAGGCAUUAAACUACCUGAAAAUAAAAGAAAAUGGGAUUUAUAUUGAUUGCACCUUUGGAACCGGCGGACACUCCCAAAAUAUAUUAACAAAGUUAAAAAAUGACAAAUCAGCCCAAGAAAUAGUUAAAAAUAAGGAAAUAUUCAACUCUCCUCAAUUUCAGUUAAUUUCGGAUAAUUUUGCUAAUCUAGAAAAGCAUUUAGAAAGUUUAAAAAUUAAAGAAAUAGAUGGUUUUUUAUUUGACCUCGGUCUUUCAUCUAGCCAGUUAGAUGCUGAAAGCAGGGGGUUUAGUUAUCGGUUAAACUCUCCUUUGGAUAUGAGAAUGAACCAAGAAAACAAAUUACAAGUCGAAGAAAUUAUUAAUAAUUAUUCCCAGGAAAAAUUAGCCGACAUUUUUUACCAUUACGGCGAGGAAAGAAAAGCCCUAGGAAUAAUUGCUUCUUGUUUUCCUAAAAAAGGAAAUAAACAUCCUGCACGCAAAGCAUUCCAAGCCCUAAGAAUAUACCUUAAUAGAGAACUUGAAAACUUGACCCAUGCCUUAGAAAUUGCGGUCAAACACCUUGCCCCCGGCGGAAAAAUGGUGGUUAUCAGUUAUCAUUCCCUUGAAGACAGAAUUGUUAAGCAGACAUUUAAAGAGUAUAAUGCGGUGGAGGAUUUUCAACUAAUUUGUAAAAAACCUUCGGUUCCCGACCCGACAGAAAUAAAAAAAAACUAUCGGGCUCAUAGUGCCAAAAUGCGAGUUUUGGAAAGAAUUAAGUAA
Funneliformis geosporum is the source of this 792-nucleotide messenger RNA. NCBI's taxonomy places the organism in Eukaryota, Fungi, Glomeromycota, Glomeromycetes, Glomerales, Glomeraceae. The record is from the annotation of a GenBank genome assembly.